GACUCUAUGGGACCAGUAGUAAAACUUCCACGUUUUGUUAUAUGCAUUUGUUAUUGUUAUCUAGAAUAUUAUUACUUUUCUUUCCUUUUAUUUGGGAAGAAUUUCUAGGAUACAAGCAGACAUGUAAACUGGCAAUAACGCGAGUGCAUAAUCCCCCCCCCUUCUCUUAGUUCUAGUCAGACGCCAGAUUGGAAUAUUUAAUUAAAUAACACCGAAUUAGAAGAGUGAGAAGUGAACCUAUUCAGUAGUACAGAAGUACACGGAGAACUUCUUGGUGGCUAAGCAAUGUCGUCAUUUAUCGUCAAGUCGGUUAGGUGAGUUUACAAGAUAAGUUCCCUGUACACACCGUUCCGAUCGUCUCUAACUCUCUUCUCUCUAUAUAGUCGCACCAUAGCUAGCUGCUUUAACCAAACCAAUCUUCUACACACAAAAAACACCUCUCUUACUUCCUCUCUUAUAUCCAUUUGUACUCUCACAUACUAUCCAAAAUGGGUAAUCCACUACUACCAAAAGUAUCCGCCUUCGUAAAUGAAGCUAUCUCAGUCGCCAGAAUAUCUCUCCCAUUGGUCUUCCCAGGCCUACUCCUCUACUUCCCCUACUUCGUCUCUCUGUAUUUCCUCGAAGGUCUCGGUCGCCUCACUUUCGCCGGAGGCUUCCUAGCUCUAACGUUUGCCGACAUAACCGGUUACUCACUCUUCUCCGGUUUAACCAUGGGCAUCGGAUCAAUCUGCCCUCCAGCCUUCGGUGCAAAACGCUAUUACCUCUUCCGAGCUACCAUCCGGCGAGGAAUCAUACUCCUCCUCUUGACAUCGAUCCCUGUUUCACUUCUUUGGAUCAACAUCAAGAAGAUUCUUGAAAUGUUGAAACAAGACGAGGAUCUCGCGUCUGAAGCUCAAACCUUUCUGCUUUACUCUGUUCCUGACCUCGUCGCUCAAUCAUUCUUACAGCCUUUGAGAGUUUAUCAAUCAAAGACUAUGCCUUUAUCAAUCUGCACGGCGAUCGCGUGUGUUCUCCACUUGCCCAUCACGUUACUCCUCGUGUCGUAUCUCGGGUUUGGUAUCAAAGGUAUCGCCUUGAGUGGUGUCGUGUUAAACUUCAACCUUGUCAUCUUUCUUUGCAUCUACAUCGCUUUCUUGGAAGAGAAGCUAAGUAGCAAUGAGGAGGUUUUAGAGGAGUCGUAUGAAGAUAGAAUGAGAGAAUGGAAGAAGUUGCUCGUUCUUGCACUACCGGUUGCCGAUGGCAAUGAUUAUGGCGUUUUGGUUUGGGUUCGUAUUCAAGGGACUUUGGCUCGGGAUGCUCGCGGCCCAGAUGUCUUGUUUGAUUGGUAA
Molecule: messenger RNA, 1328 nt
Organism: Raphanus sativus (radish)
Lineage: Eukaryota; Viridiplantae; Streptophyta; Magnoliopsida; Brassicales; Brassicaceae
Product: protein DETOXIFICATION 50-like
Exons: 1
Coding region: 489-1328 (279 amino acids)
Biological process (GO): transmembrane transport
Cellular component (GO): membrane
Molecular function (GO): xenobiotic transmembrane transporter activity; antiporter activity
Source: RefSeq, a predicted model, not a curated record